This is a messenger RNA of Balaenoptera acutorostrata (minke whale), 561 nucleotides long. It is a transcript of the gene C17H8orf90, whose product is annotated as chromosome 17 C8orf90 homolog. Lineage: Eukaryota; Metazoa; Chordata; Mammalia; Artiodactyla; Balaenopteridae. The transcript has 2 exons. The record is from RefSeq and is a predicted model, not a curated record. Bases 1 to 561 code for a protein of 186 amino acids.
AUGGCUUCCCCCCGUUCCGGGGACCCCAGCCGGGCAGGUCUGCCCCCUCGUCCUGUAGCCACUCCAGGUGAGACGUGUGGUCCCGCCGCGACCCCGGAGCCCCCGUUCCCGGACAUCUACUGCGGGGACGCACAGCUCUGGGAGGAGCACUUCCGCGGCAUCGGGCGCGCCUACUGCGCGCUGGGCAAGGAGGACGACUUCGCCAUCCGCGUGCUCACGGAGGACUUCACGCUGCCUUUUCCUUUCGCCUGGCCCCCGGGGCCCGACCCGGCCCGCGGGCCGCUCUUCUACGACCCGCACGACCGCACGGGCUUCGACUUCCUGCUGCGGGGCCCGGACGCGCCGCCCCCCGCGCUGCUGCGGCCCCUGCACAACACGGCGCAGGCGGCGCUGCGCAGGCGGCGCCUGGAGCAGCUGGCGCUGAGCUACGUGCACGCGGCGGGCGGCCCCCGGCCUGGCCUCCCGCGGCUCCUGCCCGCGCCCACCCCCGGCAGCGCCUUCCCAGGGCCCGUGGGGCCUGAGGCAGCCUCCCCCGGCGGGGGCGCCCCCAGGCUGGGUUAG